UGGAACCAAUCUGUGCACCGAAUGCCAUGCCACGUGCACCUGGAAUAGGUAUAGUCCUUAAAUCUGCAGGAACCGCCAUCCCGAUGAUGCUGCUUCGCUGCACGGGCUCGGACUUUGUUUCUUUCAAAAGAUAAGGCAUCGCCGGAUCCUGGAGCUCGUCUUCUUGCUUCGUUGGUUGGUCGUAGCAGCGAGGCCAGAAGUCAUUCGGGGAUCUUGUUUCUUCUCACGUCAAGAUGUACACCUCGACACAGCAUUUGGCGGUCGCUUUCCUGGCCAUUGGCUCUGUGGCCGCUGCACCCGCGGCCAGAGAUCAUCAUGCCGAGCAGCCUCUCACUUCUUCCAUCCGAAACGUCCAGGUCGGGCCCAGACCAUUUUGGCUAAUUGACAACAUGGACGAAGGGCCCUUGAAGGAGAAGCUUCAGAGCUGCCAGGAAAACACACUUAAGACUACUCAGUUCGCCAUCUCUCACAGAGGUGCUCCGCUCAUGUUUCCGGAGCAUAGCAAGGAAGGCUACGAUGCUGCUGCUCGUAUGGGUGCUGGUAUCAUUGAGUGUGAUGUCUCGUUCACUUCUGACAGAGAGCUCGUUUGCCGGCAUUCCAACUGUGAUCUACACUACACUACCAACGUCCUCUCGAAGCCAGAGCUGGCAGCCAAAUGCACCAAGCCAUUCGUUCCAUACAACAACGUUACCGGCGAGAAUGCUAGCGCCAAGUGCUGUACCAGCGACUUUACAUUGGCUGAGUUUAAGAGUCUCUGCGCGGAAAUGGAAGCAACUACGUUACAUGCUAUGAACAUAACCUCUGCGGCUCCCUACUUUGGCAGGAUUGGCACCACGCCGGACUGGCGGACGAAUCUGUAUGCGUACGAGUGCGCAACACCGGUGUCUCUAAAGGAGCAGAUUGCCCAGGUCCAGGCGUAUGGUCUGAAUUUCACCGCAGAGCUCAAGACGCCCGAGGUCAAAAUGCCAUUUCAAGGCAACUACACCCAGCAAAUCUAUGCCCAGCAACUUAUCGACACCUUCAAGGAGCUCAACAUUUCCCCCGAUCGCGUCUGGUUGCAAUCAUUCCUCGCGGACGAUAUCUUUCAAUGGAUCGACACCGAGCCCGAGUUUGCUCGCCAGGCUGUGUACCUCGACGAGCGGGCCGACAAGACGCCUGAAGGAUAUCAGGAGGCUGUGGCAUCGUUGCCGGGCCUCGCCGCUCGAGGUGUCAAAAUUAUCGCUCCGUCCAUCUACCAGUUGAUUACGGCCGACAAUUGUACGGAUACGAUUGUGCCCUCCUCGUACGCCAUCGCCGCACAGAAGGCUGGUCUCGAGAUCAUCACCUGGUCAUUCGAACGCAGUGGUCCAUUUUCCAUUGAGGAUGGCGGAUACUACUACUCGAGUGUGAAGAAUCUAAUUGCUACUCGAGUGUUGAAAAAUGAGUUCACCGUGUUGGAUGUAAUCGCGCAGCAGGUCAAAGCCACGAAAGUUUUUUCGGAUUGGGUUGGCACGGCGUCAUACUAUGGCAAUUGCUUUGGAUUGUAG
This is a messenger RNA of Zymoseptoria tritici IPO323, 1526 nucleotides long. RefSeq lists its product as uncharacterized. Gene Ontology annotation, molecular function: glycerophosphodiester phosphodiesterase activity. Lineage: Eukaryota; Fungi; Ascomycota; Dothideomycetes; Mycosphaerellales; Mycosphaerellaceae. The coding region runs from base 234 to 1526 and encodes 430 amino acids. Gene Ontology annotation, biological process: lipid metabolic process. The record is from RefSeq and is a predicted model, not a curated record. The transcript is spliced from 2 exons.